CAGCGCCCUCUUCCGGUUGGACGUGUUCAGUUCCUGCAGCUCACUCUCAGUGUGUUUUGGUGUGUGUGUGUGUUUAGUAGGCUGGUUUCAGUUCAUUUGGCAUUAAGCACGCGAUCAGAGGAACUUCUGGACACGACAGCAGUAUGAGUGAUAGUAUGAAUGAGGAGUAUCCGAUCUGACUGAUGCUGGGAAGAAAACUGCUGUCUUAAAUCAUUAAAAUGCGCUUUAAUGAGAGCUGAAGAUGCGAUUCAACGAGAAAGAGCUGGUGUUCCUGAGCCGCCAGCCGCCGGAGAGAGCGGCCGAGCUGGGCAUGAGAGGCCCGAAGAAAGGAGACGUUGUGAAGAGACGUGUAGUGAAGCUGAUCGUUAAUUUCCUGUUCUACUUUCGGACCGAUGAGGAUGAGCCCAUCGGCGCUCUGCUGCUGGAACAGUGUCGCGUGGAGAGAGAAGACGAUCAGGUUUUCUCCAUCGUGUUUCUGGACGAGGCCGAGAGGAAGUAUCUGUUCGAAUGUGAUUCUCAGGAACAGUGUGUGGAGUGGAUCGAUGCCAUCGUUAAAGCCAGUUAUGAAUUCAUGCGCAAGAACCUGAUCUACUAUCGCACAGAAAUCCAUCGGCUGACCGGCACGGACCCGCUGGAGCAGUAUGGGAUAUCAGACGAAACACGUUUUCAGGUCAACACUGGUCUUCCUCCAGCUGCCACAUAAACACACGCAGUCGUCCGCUUUCUCUGGUUUUUCUUGUGUUUUCAGGUUUUUCUUGUUUUACAGUCUGCCAGCAUCCAUCACUGUCAUCUUUUAUGUUUUUUGUGAGUUAUGGGGGAAAUGCGUAAUAUUACUGUAAUGAAUGUCUGCUGAGUUUGAGCCAAUUGCAAUUAAAGUUUCUUCUUUAAAUCAAGGUCAUUGUUAACGAGGACAAACUGAACUGGGUCGCCUUUUAAAAACUGAUUCUGGCACCUUUUAUAACUGUGCUGUUAAAGGUUUAUGCAUGCACUCAUUAUAGUUUCAACUAAAGUGCACUGAAGAGGUUUUAUCUAAAGCAUUAAAGCCUUCCAGUGAAUCAG
Messenger RNA from Cyprinus carpio (common carp), 1059 nucleotides. RefSeq names its product pleckstrin homology domain containing, family J member 1. The record is from RefSeq and is a predicted model, not a curated record. The coding region runs from base 242 to 703 and encodes 153 amino acids. The transcript has 6 exons. NCBI's taxonomy places the organism in Eukaryota, Metazoa, Chordata, Actinopteri, Cypriniformes, Cyprinidae.